Messenger RNA from Drosophila arizonae, 2136 nucleotides. RefSeq names its product Sphingosine kinase 1 (gene Sk1). Gene Ontology annotation, cellular component: intracellular membrane-bounded organelle; membrane; cytoplasm. The record is from RefSeq and is a predicted model, not a curated record. NCBI's taxonomy places the organism in Eukaryota, Metazoa, Arthropoda, Insecta, Diptera, Drosophilidae. Gene Ontology annotation, biological process: sphingosine biosynthetic process; phosphorylation.
AUAAUACCUCUCUUGAUUACUGUUGUUGCAUGUCUCAUUCAGCAGGUGACCGAAAACAAAAGUUUGGAGGCGUUUGGCGGCCAUGACAGCCAACCCAACACCGCGAGUCGAGCGACAAGAGUCGGAGGCGGAGGCGCAGCUGAAGCCGAUGCAUGCGGAAACGGCUGAGGCAGAGGCCGAGGUGAAUGGGGCAGCUGAGGCGGCAACGGAUGAGCUAAUUGGCAUUUUCUAUGUGGAGAAUCGGCGACGCAAGCAAAACAUAAAAAUUGUAGUCAAGCUCUGUCCAGAGGGCGUCUAUCUGCGUCGGGAGACGGCACAGAACGAUCACAUCAAUGAGCAGCUGAUACGCAUCGACGACAUCAUCGGCUCCAGCUGUGGCCAGCGGCUGAAGAAGCGAGCCCGAGGUGGCCUCACCUCGUGCAAAAGCACCAGAAAUCAGCAGCAGGAGCAGCAGGAGCAGCACCAGCACCCAGAUGCCGAGGGUGCAGGAGCAGAGGAGCAGCAGGGAAAGGAAGCCGACAACAGCGCCUACCUCUACAUCUAUGCGUAUCUCAAGAAGGAGAAGCCGCUGCGACGAGUGCAGACGUUGCGCAUCCUACGCUUUCGCACCAGCGACGACUAUGCCGAGAAUCUGGCCACCGCUCGGCUCUGGCAUCGCACCAUACGGGAGCACAAGCAGCGCUCAGGUGCCGCGGGUCAAGUGGCUCGGGCGGCGGGCAAAAGGCUGCUGAUUUUGCUGAAUCCCAAGUCGGGAUCGGGCAAGGGACGCGAACUGUUCCAGAAGCAGGUGGCGCCACUGCUGCGCGAAGCGGAGGUCCAGUACGAUCUGCAGAUCACAACCCAUCCCAACUAUGCCCAGGAGUUUGUGCGCUCGCGCAAAGAUCUGAUGGAACGGUAUUCGGGCAUCGUUGUCGCCUCCGGCGACGGCCUCUUCUACGAGGUGCUCAACGGCCUGAUGGGGCGCAUGGACUGGCGUCGUGCCUGCCGUGAGCUGCCCCUGGGCAUCAUACCCUGCGGCUCCGGCAAUGGCCUGGCCAAAAGCAUCGCUCAUCAUUGCAACGAGCCGUACGAGCCGAAGCCCAUCCUCCAUGCCACGCUGAUCUGUGUGGCCGGCCGCGCUACGCCCAUGGAUGUGGUGCGUGUCGAGCUCACUCACCGGGACAGACACUAUGUGAUGUACUCGUUCCUCUCCAUUGGCUGGGGCCUCAUUGCCGACAUCGAUAUUGAGAGCGAAAGCCUGCGCUCGAUUGGCGCCCAGCGCUUUACCCUUUGGGCCAUUCGGCGGCUCAUCACGCUGCGCUGCUAUCGGGGUAAACUCUACUAUCUGCCGGCAAAGAGCUCCACGGAGCAGCCAGCAGCAGCGCCUGCAGCAGCUCCUGCAGCAGCUCAAUCCACGACAGGAACACCUCAGGAGCAGGCCAAUAGCCAGGCUGAGCCCCAGCCCGCAGCCUUCAGCGAAUUCAAAGACCUGCCCGACGACGAGGAUGUGCAGCUGCGCGACAAUCAGUCGGAUCUGGAUCAGUUUGCCGACGCCCUGUCCCUGGAUCGUUCCAUCUAUCGCCAGAAUGCGGAUAGCUGGCAUUCGGCAGUGUCGAGGCGCACGGCCUACUAUUCGAUUGGGGGCCAGAGCUCGCGCUCCAACCGCAGCCGGCUGAACGUGAGCCAGCGGAUCGAGGCAGCCAAUGCCGAGUUCAAUCAGCUGAUGCCGGUGAGCAAAAUACCCGGACUGCAGAUGCCGCUAUCUGCCGCCGAUGGCUGGCUGCACGAGGAGGGCGAAUUUGUGAUGGUCCAUGCGGCCUACACCACCCACCUGGCCUCCGAUUGCUACUUUGCGCCCGAGUCCCGGCUCAACGAUGGCCUCAUCUACCUGGUGAUCAUACGAGCCGGUGUCGGACGCUCUCAGCUGCUCAACUUUCUGCUGGGCAUGCACAAUGGCACUCAUCUGCCCAUGGAGCAGGAUCCACACAUACAGGUGGUGCCGGUGCGAGCGUUUCGCAUUGAGCCUUGCGGCUCCCACGGCAUCCUUACCAUCGAUGGGGAGCGCGUGGACUAUGGGCCCAUACAAGCCGAGGUAUUCCCAGGCCUCAUCAAUGUGAUGACCACAACGGGGCAGUGAGCAGGUUUAAAAAAGUUCCA